Molecule: messenger RNA, 1902 nt
Organism: Chlorella variabilis
Lineage: Eukaryota; Viridiplantae; Chlorophyta; Trebouxiophyceae; Chlorellales; Chlorellaceae
Exons: 9
Coding region: 1-1902 (633 amino acids)
Biological process (GO): replication fork processing; response to UV; mitochondrial DNA replication
Cellular component (GO): nucleus; mitochondrial matrix
Molecular function (GO): DNA-directed DNA polymerase activity; chromatin binding
Source: RefSeq, a predicted model, not a curated record
AUGCCUGGACCAGCGCCGGCAGCUCCGCGCGAUGCAGGCAACCCGCCAGGCGGCGCCACCGACAGAGAGCCAGCCGACCCGCCGCCAGGCGCCGCAGCAGCCAGACCGCCACCGCAGCAGCCCCGCCGCUUCGCCAGCCGCUCCUUCUACGGCAGCCGGCUGCAGCAGGCGGGCGGCGGCACGGCCCGGCAGCAGCAGGUGGAGGAUCGUGUGCUGCGCUUCCUGGCAAAUGUGCAGCGCCGGUUUCAGGCGGCGGCAGACGCUCCCUCGGCCGCCGCCGCCACCUGGCAGGUCUUCCCCAGCCAGCAGCCCGCCUUUGACCUCGCAGACUCGCAGCCAGGGCUGGAGGUCUUCUCAGUGGAGUACGGCCAGGACGGCAAGCGCCGCUUCAUCGCCACCAGCCGCGCCGAGUUUUGGAGGCGAUACCUCGACAUGCUGCCCCAGCACCGCCACUACUACGAAAUCAUCCGCCAGGGCGCCCCCUGCCACCUCUACUUUGACCUGGAGUUUCAGCGGGAACACAACCCGGGCCUGGACGGCGGCGCGGCGGUGGACGCGCUGCUGGAGCUGGUACGGGAGCAGCUGCGUGGCAGCUUCCAACUGGACAUGCAGGACAGCUGGGUACUGGAGCUGGACAGCAGCACUGACACCAAGUUCUCGCGGCAUCUGGUGAUCAGGAUCCCGGGCGUCGCCUUUGCCAGCAACGCCCACGCCGGCGCCUUGGUGCUCCAGCUGUGUGCUGGGGCCAGGGAGCGGCGGGGGCAGGACUCGCGCUGCGAGCUGCUCAUCGUGAAGAAGAAGGGAGGCGAGGAGGCUCUGUUUGUCGACCCCGCCGUCUACACCCGCAACCGCGCAUUCCGCCUGUACCUCUCAUCCAAGGCCGGCAAGCAGGCAGUGCUGCAGAACACGGGGCGGUUUGGGGGCGCGGGGCUCACGAUGCAGGAGUGUUUCGAUGCCGCCCUGGUCACCAAUGUGCCGUCGGGGGUGCGCCUGCUGCGCUGCUUCGAGGAGUCGGCUGAGGAGGUGGCGGCGCUCACGGCCCGGGCCAGCCGGCAGCAGGCUCGGGGGGUUGUGCCGGGCGGUUUGGUGCCUGGCGGCGCGGGCCAGGUGUGCUAUGGGCCGUGCCCUCACCCAGAGCUGGAGGCCUUCAUCACCAGCAUGUGCUGCGAGGGAGGCUCGCAGGGGCGGGUGCGCAGCUGGGUGGAGCUGGAGCCGGGGCUGCUGCUGUUCAACAUGAGGGACAACCGCUACUGCGGCAACGUGGGCAGGCAGCACAAGAGCAACGGCGUCUUCUACGUGGCAGACCUCAAGGGCGGCAGCUGGUGCCAGCGCUGCUACGACUCUGAGUGUCGCAACUACCGCUCGCCGCUCAUGCCGCUGCCGGCGCACCUGCUGGCGGAAUGGCCUCAGCAAGCAAUUCCUGCAACUCCGGCGCAUGGCGCCCAGGGCCAGCCAGGCAGCGCCGCCGCGGUCAGCGCCUGUGCCAGCUGCGGCGGCAGCGGCAGCGCUCGGGGCUGCCGCUGCAUGCUGCCGGCAGCCAGCCAUGGCGCAGAUGACGACAGUCUCAUGCUGCAAGCGCUGGAGCAAUACGAGCAACAGCGGGGACCGCAGCAGCAGCAGCAGCAGCAGCCACAACCUGAGGCAGCCGCAUGCACAGCAGCAGCAGCAGACGUAGCAGGGGAGAUCGCAGCGGCCGAGCCGUCAGACGACGCUCUGCUGCUGCAGGCGCUGCUGCAGUGGGAGCAGCACGUGGCUGCCACGCCAAAUGGGGUGGGGGAGGGCCCAGGCCCGUCCCCGGCACUGCCCGCCGCGGCACAGCAGGCGCAGCAUCAGCAGGUUCUGCCGCCGCCCACGGCCCAGCCGCAGCAGCGGCCGCUGGAGGUCUGGGAGAAGCUGCUCUAG